This is a messenger RNA of Dromiciops gliroides (monito del monte), 945 nucleotides long. Its product is annotated as olfactory receptor 5B12-like. Bases 1 to 945 code for a protein of 314 amino acids. Gene Ontology annotation, molecular function: G protein-coupled receptor activity; odorant binding; olfactory receptor activity. Gene Ontology annotation, cellular component: membrane. The record is from RefSeq and is a predicted model, not a curated record. Gene Ontology annotation, biological process: G protein-coupled receptor signaling pathway; sensory perception of smell. NCBI's taxonomy places the organism in Eukaryota, Metazoa, Chordata, Mammalia, Microbiotheria, Microbiotheriidae. The transcript has a single exon.
AUGGAGAAUUGUUCAGAGGUAAAGGAGUUCAUCCUUGUGGGAUUAACAGAUUCCCCUGAACUUCAGAUCCCUCUUUUCAUAAUAUUCAGUAUUAUUUACCUUAUCACUCUAUUGGGGAACCUGGGCCUGGUGUUCCUGAUAUUGUGGGACUCUCAUCUUCACACACCCAUGUACUUUUUCCUCUGUAACCUCUCUCUGGUAGAUUUGGGCUACUCUUCAGCCAUUACUCCUAAAGUGAUGGCUGGAUUGCUCCCAGGGGACAAAACCAUUUCCUAUAAUGGAUGUGCUGCACAAAUGUUUUCCUUUGCGUGUUUUGCGACUGCUGAAAGUUAUCUCCUGGCUGCUAUGGCCUAUGAUCGCCAGGCUGCUGUGUGUAAGCCCCUCCAUUACACCACCACCAUGACAUCCAAUGUGUGUGCUUGUCUGGCCAUUAGUUCCCAUAUUUGUGGUUUUCUUUCUGCUUCCAUUCACACAGGGAACAUAUUCAGCCUUUCCUUUUGUAAUUCCCGCAUGAUAAAUCACUUUUUCUGUGAUGUUCCACCCCUCUUGGUUCUCUCCUACUCUGUCUCAUACAUCAAUGAAGUAAUUGUUUUCUUUGCUGUAGGAUUCAAUGUCUUCUUUGCCCUUUUUUUCAUCUUGAAAUCCUAUUUUUUAAUUUUCAUUGCCAUUUUGAAGAUGCACUCAGCUGAGGGCCGCCAGAAGGCCUUCUCAACCUGUGCUUCCCAUCUCACAGCUGUGUCCAUAUUCUAUGGGACAAUAAUUUUCAUGUACUUGCAACCCAGCUCUGGGCAUUCCAUGGACAUAGACAAAAUGGCUUCAGUGUUCUAUACCAUGGUCAUCCCCAUGUUGAAUCCUUUGGUCUAUAGUCUGAGGAAUAAGGAAGUCAGUAGUGCUUUUAGGAAAAUCAUGGAGAAGACAAAGUCUUCAUUAGGCAUGUCCUUUUAA